Ananas comosus (pineapple) is the source of this 1690-nucleotide messenger RNA. Its product is annotated as probable enoyl-CoA hydratase 1, peroxisomal. Bases 40 to 531 code for a protein of 163 amino acids. The transcript has a single exon. The record is from RefSeq and is a predicted model, not a curated record. Gene Ontology annotation, cellular component: peroxisome. NCBI's taxonomy places the organism in Eukaryota, Viridiplantae, Streptophyta, Magnoliopsida, Poales, Bromeliaceae.
ACCCACCACCUCUCUCUGUGAAAUCAGCACCCACCAACAAUGGCCGUGGUCACCAUCAACCGCCCGGGCGCGCUCAACUCGCUCACGCGCCCCAUGAUGGUCGCGCUCGCAGACGCGUUUCGCCGCUUCGACGUCGUCGACACCGUGGCCGCCGUGGUCGUCGCCGGGCACGGCCGCGCCUUCUUCUCUGGCAUCGACCUCACCGCCGCCGAGGACGUCUUCAAGGGCGACAUCAAGGACCUCGCCGCCGACCCCGUCGCCGCCAUGGUCGCGUGCCGCAAACCCAUCGUCGUUGCCAUCGCCGGAUUCGCCGUCACCGCCGGGUUCGAGAUUGCCCUCGCCUGCGACCUGCUCGUCGCGGGCCGCGACGCCAAGUUCGCCGACCUCUACGCUGCCGAGGCCGUCGCUCCUCACCGACCCCAACUACCCGCGUCGCUCCUUGCCGACCCCUACGCUGUCGAGGUCGUCGCUCCUUGCCGACCCCUACGCUGCGAGGCCGCCCGCUCCUCGCCGACCUCUGCACCGCUCUGAGGCCGCCCGCUCCGAGGCCGCCUUCUUCCUCGUCCUGCUCCUUUCCUGCUUCACCCCCUCCGCACACCAGGUGAUCGAUUUAAGUCCGCAACGAGCAGUGCUUCUUUUUCGACAGCAGCCGCUGCAUCUCGCGCAUCGCCAGCGGAUCCUUGAUCCCCCACGACGAAGAUGAUACCACUUGGAUCGACGCCGAGUUCAGGGCCGGGGCCGAGCGGAAAGAAGCCACCGAGAACACCCUCGCCUGCGACUUGCUCGUCGCGGGCAACGACGCCAAGUUGGUCGACACCUCGCCGACCCCUGUGCUGCCAAAGCCGUCCGAUCCUCACCGACCCUGCGCUGCCGAAGUCGCCGCUUCCUCACCGAUCCUUGCGCCGAGGCUGCCCGCUUCCUCGCUGAUCCGUCCGCCGAAGCCGCUCGCUUCCUUGCUGACCCCUGCGCCGUCGAAGCCGCUCGCUUCCUUGCUGACCCCUGCGCCGCCGAAGCCGCUCGAUCCUCGCCGACCCCGACAACCCCCAACCUUCACCCAAAGUGGUGGAGCUCCUCAAGUCGCAGGGCAUAACGUAGGUGGAGCUGUACGAUGCAGACCUAAGCAUGCUCCGUGCCUUCGCGAGGUUCGGGAUCGGAGUGGUGGUGGCGCUCCUCAACGAGCUCUUUGCUGCAGCCGCGUCGCGCUCGGGCUAAGUGCUUGAGUGGGUGCAGGGCAAUAUGGUGGCGUACUACUCCGCGACUCAGAUCACGGCCACGGCCGUGGGCAACGAGGUGUUCGUGAGCCCGCUUAGCAACUUCACCGCGCUUCUGGUCUCGGCAAUGACCAACGUCCAUGCCGCGCUCGUAUGCCUCGACCUCGACAACGCCGUCGUCGACGGUGAUCAUCGUGUGUGAGGUGGUGCUAUUCGAGCACUUGCUGUGAAUGCUAUGGAAUGGCGACGAGUUAACCCCGACGCGUCACGCUCGCCAAUUGUUUGAUGAAAUGCCUAGGAUAUGGCUUUGACGGAGUUGGCGCCGACACAUCACGCCCAUCGGUUGUAUGAAAUGCCUAAGAUUUUUUUUAGAGAGUGAGCGGUGCUCUUCUCUUUAUAAAAAAUAUGGCAUCAUCGAAAGAGGGAAAGAGCGGUGCUCUAUUUUUGUAAAAAUGUUAUCAAAAGAGAGAGAUAUUACU